This is a messenger RNA of Pocillopora meandrina, 2564 nucleotides long. The record is from the annotation of a GenBank genome assembly. Lineage: Eukaryota; Metazoa; Cnidaria; Anthozoa; Scleractinia; Pocilloporidae.
UUUUGCUCUACACCUUUUUUAAUAGGUCACCUGAUCAUGACAAGUGUUGUAAACAAAGCUAUUUUGGAGCUUACUCCGUCAUCAACUGAAGAAGAUGCAAAAGAAACUUACAAUGCUUGGGCUGCAACCUAUGAAAAGGUUAGUAGGGUUAUUAAUCAGCAGACUGUAGGUCUGAACUGUUGGCUAAGUCAGUGUAAGGGUUAUUAUACCGGUAAUUAUAUCUCAGUACUUGUGCUAUGACUUGUAGCGUAUUCACUUUAUGGCCUGUUUAAUUGAAACAUUUGUUUGAAUUGAAAUUUCCUCCCCUUCUUUGAAAUUAGAAAAUAUUUAUCGCAGAACCUCACUAUUUUCAGCUUGGAUUUAUGGCCUGUAUGCUUCUUGCUUGGGCCAUAAAUGCAAGCAGAAAAAACUUAGUCUGUAACAUACAGUACAGACCUCAAAAUUGUUUUGCAAGGGUUUUUUUUUUGCAGUAUUUUUAUAAUCAGCCAUUUGUUUCACUGUUUAAUAGGAUACAGAUGAACAUGGGUAUAAGGGACAUGUCUUAUGUAUGGAAGCUUUCAACAGAGCCAUGCAGUCUGAAGAGAUCUUUCCUGGUACAGACAAAAACUUAAAGAUCCUUGAUGCUGGAGCUGGUACAGGUAUCAUUGGUGAGAUGCUGGUUAAACAAGGCUAUACAAAUGUUGAUGCCUUGGAUAUUUCACCAAAAAUGUUAGAUAUUGCAGAAAAGAAGAACAUUUACAAGCGACUCAUCUGUGCACCUUUGAGUGAUGUUCGCAUAGACCAGAUACAGACUGCUGAAUAUGAUGUGACAUUGUGCGCAGGCACCAUUGUUUAUGGUCAAGCCAAGCCUGUGGCACUGGAUGAGUGUAUACGUCAUGUAAGACCAGGUAAAUAUAGGGCACUUGAAUGUAUCCCACAGUUAACCCUUAAACUCCCAGAAGUGAUUAGCAUGUGACUUCUCCUUAAAAUAUCCAUACAUUAUUCAGCAAACAAGUGAUGAGAAUCCUCAAAAUUAUCAGGUAGCUGUUGUUAUCUUGAUCUAACACCAAAUUCUUGUAACUAACUUGCAAAGAAAUGUGUCGCAGCCAGAAGGAAGAAUUCACAAUACGAUAUUGGGAGUUAAAGGUUUAAGAUAGGAGGGUAAAGUUUAUGGUUAAGCCAAGUGGUCCAUCCAGUCAGAGUUUAUCCCAGUUUCUAUAGCAUGAGGUGACUAGAAGUAUACCACCCCCCUGGAUGGGAUGCCAAUCCACCACAAGGGUACCCCCAGUAUUUUAACCCUGUAACCCUUAGUGAGUAACAUCUAAUUUCUCCUUACAGUAUCAAUUGCACAUGAAGGUUGUGAGAAAAGAGAAAAUGAUCACCAGCCAGAGAAGCUCUUGAUUGUUAAACAAAUUCUCCUUGUCGACAACCCAGGAAAUGAAAAAUAGAACAGUAUGGAGAAUAUGCAAACUGAUGUUAGGGUGUAAAGGGUGAAGAGACCUCCCUGACAAUUUGCCGACACCCAUAUACACUUAUGGGUGGAGAGGGGCUCUGUGAAAGUGUUUGACCCUAGAACACAAUGCAUUGACCAGGCUAGCCUUGAACCAAGACCUCUGUGACCAGAGUCCAACACACUAACCAUUAGCUAGCAAAUCUCCCACAUCCCACAGACAAGCCAGUUUUUUAAUAGCUCUUGGAAAUUGAUUAACAUUGAGCUGUGAAAGGUGCUAUGACAUUAGAUUGUUAACAACAUGUUCAAAAAGCUCUACUUUUGGAAUUAAAAAUCCUGACCCUUGCUUGUGCUUUCAUCAAUUUUUGUAUUAUUUGCAUUUAUAACUCUUGUGCUUUUGCCAGUGAAAACCUGGCUGAAAUAAUCCAAAUGAUGUGCUGAUAAAUAUAAAUUGGAAUUGUGCAACUGAACACCAAGGAAACAAAACUGGGAUUGUAAUUUUUUUUCCUUAACUUUCAAUUAGGCACCUGAGGAACUUUAACCUUUUGGAGUGCUUUUUAAAGAUGGGGGAGGAGAGGGGGGCUCUUAAACAGAGAGAAGGAGUUUUUUGCAGUUACUAGGACAUACUGGUAUUGGGCUUUUAGCUUUUACACUUAAUAAUAUUGAUCUGGUUCACAUGUAUUUCUGCCCAAGUACUUUCACCCCUAAGAAGGACUAGCAUCUAAUUUCUCCUUACAAUAUCACCCCUGAAUCAGACUUGAAGGUCAUGAGAAUAAAGGAAAUGAUCACCAACUAAAGAAGCUCUUGAUUGUUAAACAAAUUCUCCUUGUCAGCACCUUAGGAAAUGGAGAAUAUUCAAACUGAUGUGCCAGGGUGUAAAGGGUCAACAAAACUUUCCUUAACACUAAUAUGAGUAUUUUGUUUCAUUUUGAUUCUAGGUGGGUUGUUUAUUUUCUCUAUUCGAGCAGAUUCUUUUGACCCAAAGGAACUUGGUUACAGCACAAAGUUUGAGGAGUUGGAGAAAUUAGGAAAAUGGAGCCUUGUAAACAGGGAGCUUCGUGAGCUGUAUUCGAACCCCCAUGAGGAACGCUAUAGAAAUUGUUAUUUGAUCACUUACAAAGUGCUUAAAAAUUGA